Messenger RNA from Guillardia theta CCMP2712, 1251 nucleotides. RefSeq lists its product as hypothetical. The record is from RefSeq and is a predicted model, not a curated record. Bases 1 to 1251 code for a protein of 416 amino acids. NCBI's taxonomy places the organism in Eukaryota, Cryptophyceae, Pyrenomonadales, Geminigeraceae. The transcript has a single exon.
AUGUUUAUCAAUAUCUUGCUAGACCUUUCGUUGUACGAUUACAAGAUCGAGCUUCAGAGAUUUGAUCCUAGGGAUUACGUCGAUAAGAUACCCUAUGAAAUGAAGAAGCAGUGCUACAUCAUACCACCGACCCCGACUCCAAGUCCUUCUCCCGUCAGUGAGAAGAUGGAGGAUUUGGAUAACGAGACGCAGAUUCUGGAGGAGGAAGACGAUAAGGAGACGCAAGUGUUGGAAGAAGAUGAAGAGACACCAACUCCAGAGGACGGUUACUCCGCAGAGGGUCAGCAGGGUCAGUCGCCGAUAUUCCAGCAAUGGCAGGACGUGGAAUAUGAACCAGAGUAUGACAUCGACUUUGACAAGCUUGGGAAGAUGUGCUGGGAAAAGUUUGAGCAGAUCAAGACGGAUUGCAAGCUUUCAUACCGCAAGUACAUGAUCUCAAUCCGUGACAAUACGAAUGUUGAUCCUACCGACGAUGACGCUGUGAACAAAGUGACCGUGGCCAAGUAUAAGAAUCUGAAUGAGAUGACCGAGAUAGCCUGGAUAUAUGUCUCCAAGGUCAACGAUGCCCCGCCGGAUGAGCAGGUCGCGAAGUGCAAGGAGCUGCGCAAUAAGCUUGCCAGGGAUGUUAUCCUGGGUAUGUUGGACAUCCUUCGAUCGAACGAGGAGAAGCCAGAUGUUCCCUGCUACGAGAAUUGCUACGUCAAGGUUGGUGUUUCCAUGUUCCUGGCAUCUGUCGUCAGGAUGAAGAACAAAGAGCUGACCCAUGAGGACAAAGGGCUGAAAGCUCUCUACAAGAGCACGAACGAGGCAAAGACGUGGUGCCAUUUCUUCCGUAUCCUGUGCAAUGUGUCGCUCGAUGACAAGUUUGUACACAAGACCUUCAAGAUGCUUUGGAGAGAUAUGCUGAAGCCUAUGAAGUUUCAUGGUCUUGUUAUGCAAAAUUUCCUCGACAUCAUUCGUGCUCCUACCCCAACUCCCGAUGAUUCGAAGUUGCAGGAUAAGAGGAUCAAGAAGCUAGAGUCGCUUGUCCUGCUCAGCGAGAAGGACCAACAUUUUGUGGACUUCAGGGCUCUUGGCUGGCAACCGUCCAAUCCGGGGAUCAAGCGCAGGGCCGACGGGUCGGAGGUGUACACAGAGGAGUUCAAGAAGAACAACACCGGAGAGGCAAUUGAGCGGGUGAUGUUCAAUUACUGGAUCUCUGAGUUCGACUAUCAGCACAAGGUUAUGCUUUCCAAGAAGUACUCCAAGUAG